CGCUCGUUAGCUGCUCUAGAGAAGAAUCCGGGGAAUGCGAAUUCGUCGUCGCAGCAGGCGGUAAACAGAAUGAGUAUAAAAUCUCUGGCCGGCAUUUCCGGCACGGAAAACACGUGGCCCACGCGAUUAAGACUGGUUGGCUUUGGUCUCGAGCCAUUCUACUGGGACCUCUGCAUGCUCCUCCUGCUGGUAGCCAAUCUGAUAAUUCUGCCAGUCGCCAUUAGUUUUUUCAAUGACGACCUAAGCACUAGGUGGAUAGCCUUCAACUGCCUUUCCGACACGAUAUUCCUCAUAGACAUUGUCGUCAACUUCAGGACAGAUUUUAAAAAGAUUAUUGCAUCUUCAACACUUAGUCAACUUAGGUUUUAUAAUAAGUAUCUUGUCAAUAGAAAUGUAUGAAUUGACUUUUUUACAUUUAUUUAUUCACGCUCUAUUUAAAUCGAUGUUUACGUGUGUAGGAAGUUUUAUCCAUUAUAUAAAAGGUAUAAUGCAACAGGAUAACGCCGAACAAGUGAUCCUGGACCCGAAGUUAAUCGCGAAACACUACCUCAGGACUUGGUUCUUUCUCGACCUCAUUUCCUCCAUACCACUAGACUACAUUUUCCUCAUAUUUAAUCAAGACUUUAGCGAGUCCUUCCAGAUCCUGCAUGCUGGCCGUGCUCUCAGGAUCCUCAGGCUUGCGAAACUGUUGUCUCUCGUUAGGUUACUACGGUUGUCAAGACUGGUGCGGUAUGUCUCGCAAUGGGAAGAAGUCUAUGUGAGUGUUUAACCAUUAUUUUCAUUUUAUACAUACAUAUAUAUAUAUAUAUAUAUAUAUAUAUAUUCUAUAUAUAUUUUUUUUUUCAUUUGAUAUUUUAUAUAUAUAUAGUAUUAUAUGUAUACUAUUUAUAUAUAUAUAUAUAUAUAUAUAUACAUCUCAUAUAUAUAAUAUACCCGAUACAGCUCGCGUCACCCUUUUACAAAAGAUAUGAAAAGAAACCAAGCGUCUCAUCGUCGUGUCUUUUGUUUAAUUGUCAGUUUCAAAAAGUGACUGGCUCUUUCUUAUAUAUAUAUAUAUAUGUGUGUAUAUAUGUAUAUAUGUAUAUGUAUAUGUAUAUAUAUGAUAUGUAUAUAUAUAUGUAUAUGUAUAUAUAUGUAUAUGUAUAUAUAUGUAUAUGUACAUGUAUAUAUAUAUUAAUUUUAUUUUUUUAAUUUUUUUUUUAAUACCUUUGAAACCUCUCUAUCUGGCCGCGCUGUCUGUCUGUACAGCUUUGCGUCGCCGUUGGUUGCAGUGUUUCCCUGAUUUGUUCUAGGACGAUGAUUCGGGCCUGGCUGGUCCCUUCGUGAUAUCCAUUCUUUCUUCUUCUUUUUUCUUCUUUUUUUUUUUUUUAGUUUUGA
Molecule: messenger RNA, 1377 nt
Organism: Heterotrigona itama
Lineage: Eukaryota; Metazoa; Arthropoda; Insecta; Hymenoptera; Apidae
Source: the annotation of a GenBank genome assembly